AUGUCAAACGAUAUUCAGUCUGUGCCAUAUGAUGUUGUCCGCGUCUCUUGGGAAAGUAAGGUGCCUGUCAAGGAGGCACUGGCGCGUCUGGAUGAGCAAGUCAAGACCUUCUAUAAGGAUCACACGUACCUCAAGUACUUUGACGAGGUGUUCGACGAAACCCUCAAGGACGGCGAAGAUUGGAAGGCUGCGUGGGGAAGGCUAAGCCCCUACUUUGGAAAUUUAGGUCUUGCUUGCGACCAUGACCACGUUUCGUCUGGGUACCGUUCGCUCUAUAACCCCGAAGAUCCCAACUGCUGGCUGGAGACUCACCGUUACGAACUCAUACCGCCACCGGGUGACUACGCGGUUGUGUACAACAACUACUCUCAGAAUACUAUCAUCUUCCCCCACCGGGUCCUUGUACUCGAGCGACCAGGAGGAUCCGCGUCCAUCCAUUAUGACCUGCCAUCUUCCCAACUCAAGCUCGUAAAUGAGGAGACCAAGGCGGCUGCGUAUCGCCUCGAUGAUCGCCUCGACAAGCUUUGCCGGCAUGUGUUGAAGGUGGACUCAGAGACGCCGUCCACCAGCGCGUUGUUAUCCAAGGUGACCAAUGAGCACCCUGCUCACAGGACAGAAAGAAUCCAAGCUCCCCUGUUCGCCAAAUUAAUCCCGGGGAAAGAGAAGGCGAGCCCAUUCCUGACUAUCUCUCAAUUUUGGACUACCGCAUGCUUAACAUCGUCCAUCCAUGACUCGUUUACAGACGCGCAGCAAAUUAUGAGUUAUAAUCGCUGGGAAAAUGUACAAUCCGAAUCAAAGACAUUAUGGAUAUCAACGCGACCAGCGGCUCGCAAAUAGGAUGUAAGGUAGAACUAGAUGGGGGACUAUUGUUC
Molecule: messenger RNA, 872 nt
Organism: Cantharellus anzutake
Lineage: Eukaryota; Fungi; Basidiomycota; Agaricomycetes; Cantharellales; Hydnaceae
Exons: 2
Coding region: 1-837 (278 amino acids)
Source: RefSeq, a predicted model, not a curated record